Humulus lupulus (European hop) is the source of this 468-nucleotide messenger RNA. RefSeq lists its product as uncharacterized. Gene Ontology annotation, molecular function: nucleic acid binding. Bases 1 to 468 code for a protein of 155 amino acids. Gene Ontology annotation, biological process: DNA integration. NCBI's taxonomy places the organism in Eukaryota, Viridiplantae, Streptophyta, Magnoliopsida, Rosales, Cannabaceae. The transcript has a single exon. The record is from RefSeq and is a predicted model, not a curated record.
AUGAAGGGAAAUUUGAUGGAUUAUGUCAAGAAAUGCAACAAAUGUCAGUGUUACUCCAACAUCCUCCAAGCUCCUCUGAAUGAGCUCACUCUAAUGACAAGUCCCUGGCCCUUUGUAGUCUGGGACAUUGACCUAAUAGGUUCCUUGCCCAUGGGAAAGGAAGGAGUAAAGUACGCUAUUGUGGCUAUCGACUACUUCAUGAAGUGGGUUGAAGUCAAACCUCUUGCUACAAUCACCUCCAAAAAGGCGAUGGACUUCGUCAUUAAAAACAUGGCUUGUCAUUAUGGGUUCUCGAGGAAGAUAGUCUCCAACAAUGCCCUCCAGUUUGACAGUGAGUUGUUUACGGUCUUCUAUGAAAGGCAUGGAGUCAUGAAGAGUUUCUCCUCCAUAGCUCAUCCUCAGUCAAACGAACAAGUGGAAGCAGCCAACAAGACGCUUAAGGCCAAUUUGAAAAAAAGGCUAGAGUAG